AUGGAUCCCUACACAAUAACUUCAAAUGAAGUCAUUUGGCAAGGACAUUUAUCAAACAAGGAGCUCAGCUUGGAAAGGGGAGACUCCAUUGAAGUUUAUAUUGUGAUGGGAUCUGGUUUCAGGGUGAAGAAAACUGGGGUACAUCUCGUAUGGGAUCCCGAGUUGAUCAACGAAAAUGUGAUUGAGUUCGAGUCUAUCCCAUAUGCUUAUUUUCGUAGUGAUGUGGAGUAUGAGUUGCUCGAGAAGUUGAAGAUUCUGAAUUUCAGCCAUUCGUACUUCCUAAAACAAUCGCCAAACUUCUCAAAACUGCGAAAUCUUGAGUAUUUGAUACUCAAGGGCUGUAAGAGCUUGCUGGAGAUUCACCACUCCGUAGGAUGUCUUGAAAGACUUGCCUUGGUAAAUCUCAAAGACUGCAUAAUGCUCAAGGAUCUUCCAAAGAGUUUCUAUAAGUUGAAACACGUUGAAACUCUUGUUCUUUCUGGCUGUUCAAGAUUUCAAAACUUGGUUGGGGAUAUAGGAGAGAUGGUAUCAUUGACAACUCUUCUUAUAGAUAACACAGCCAUAGAAGAAUUACCAUAUUCUUCCAUAGCACGGUUGAAGAACCUGACACGUUUAUCUCUAUGCGGUCUGAAACUUAUAGAACCCAACCCUUCCGUUUGGCCUUUGGUAUUGACAAGAGAAUAUCCUCCUGAAUUACAUUGCUCAAUUUCUUCCGAAGAUUUCAGGACUAUCGACAUGGAUAGCAACGAAUUUUAUAUCCUUCCGAGGAAUCAUAAGCGCAAGACAACGAGCGAAGAUGGUGUCAUUUUCCCCCCUGGAAAUGAUAUUGCCAAGUGGUUCACAAAUGUCGACAAUGAGGGUGAUCGAGUCUGUUUCCAAGUGCCUCAAACCACCGGUUUUAACUUAAAAUCGUUGACUGUGUGCACCGUUUAUUCUUCAUUAUUACACAAGGCCGCACCUCUUAAUCAUUUUGCUAUAUUUAUUACGAAUCAUACCAAGAUCAUCAGCUUCGUUGUCCGGCCAAUGGAUCCCUACACAAUAACUUCAAAUGAAGUCAUUUGGCAAGGACAUUUAUCAAACAAGGAGCUCAGUUUGGAAAGGGGAGACUCCAUUGAAGUUUAUAUUGUGAUGGGAUCUGGUUUCAGGGUGAAGAAAACGGGGGUACAUCUCGUAUGGGAUCCCGAGUUGAUCAACGAAAAUGUGAUUGAGUUUGAGUCUAUCCCAUAUGCUUAUUUUCGUAGUGAUGUGGAGUAUGAAGCAGGACCGAGCCAUGUCUCAUGA
Molecule: messenger RNA, 1281 nt
Organism: Malus domestica (apple)
Lineage: Eukaryota; Viridiplantae; Streptophyta; Magnoliopsida; Rosales; Rosaceae
Source: RefSeq, a predicted model, not a curated record